AUUUUCAUUUUCUGUUCGCAGAAUAUUGCGUGAUACGGAUUGUGCAAGUGGCGGGAAAAGACUGGUCACAUCUCAUCAGGAUCAUUUUGUGGUAAAGCGGUCGCUAAAGAUUGAGUGGAAUGAUGCUGGUCUACAAAAAAUCCAAGCAUAUACGCGGUCGUUUCUUGCCUACGGCGAAGCGUAAUCAGGCGAUUAACUCGUCGGAAGUCGUCAUCUUUAACGGAAACGCUCCGCCGGAGACAAACGUGUUUGCCGACGUUCCACAGUUUUCCGGGUUCUGCCGUGCUUCGGACUCGCAGAACAGUUUUUCCUGCGGAACAAUAUUGCGAUGAUGACAUGGUAAACACGGCACCGCAGCCCGUUGCGUGCACACUUAGACGAAAAACGUCAGCGCUUGCUUCCGGAUGACGCGUGCGUUGCUCAACGCAGUGAAAGUCGCAACAGUCGGGAUUUCAUGGGCUCUCCUCGAGCGUUCCGAUCAAGCGCCUUCACCACACCCGACAAGUCCUUCAAGUGAGUCUGUUGAGAAGGAGGAGGAGGUCUGGACAGCCCGAGAAAAUACAGCCGGCUGGAGAGAGGGGGUUUUUUGCUAAAAAUCGGCAGGGGGGGUUUAUGACCGGUGGGAAAGUUCCGCGUAGCCUAUCGACAUUUGGAUACGGUGUGUGAAAACCGCUGCGAACAUUCGAGUUCAAGGCAUCGGAGAAAUUCCCAUUCUCGAGUCCAGUGAGCGGGACAAUAUCUUGUGGGAAACACGGAAGAUUAAACCCCAGUUCAGGAGCCAAGUUCAAUCGCUUUAUUACGGUACUCGAUAAAUGAAUAUGAUGCUCGGAACCAGUGGAAGAAAUUCAUUAAGAAAUCGUGCCAUGUAUCAAAGGCCUCAAACAAUUUCCAUUACAUCAAGCAUUUGAUUAUCUGGAGUCCAGACAUCUAAGGAAUUUUCCUUAACUGUUUCAAGUCGAGUGAGUUUGACACUGGAAUUCUUUUGGAAAUUCAGAGAAAAACAAAACCGCCGGUCGAAGUCCCUAAUUUAAUUGCUUACUAGUGCCAAGGCUUCAAAAAGUGGCACUAAAAAUUUAAAAAUCCUGUAUUAAAAUUUCGAAUGAGGAAACCGGAAGAGUUCUUAAUCCAAAUUUUAUAUUUUGGUCAUGCUAGAGAAAUGUUAUCGAUGUAGGAAGGAAUUGUGCUAUGCAUCAUAGGAAACUCAAAUCAGGCCUUGUUCAAUGCACUGUGCCACAAAGAAAUUCCAGCUUUCAAGUCCUGUGAGUGUGAAAAUAUGUGACCGAGAAAACCCCUGGUUUAGAAUUUCGAAUCCAAACGCUCAAGACAGUAAUUUAUUAUAAACUAAGGCCUAAGAAAAAAGCCUAAUUGAAAAAGGAAGAAAAAUCCCCGAUUGGCUGGAGGAAGACAGCGAAGACAUUCUGUUGGCGGUAGUGCAAGGCAAGCCUAACGCGACGCAGUGACCCAGUCGAUCGACGAAGGAAAUUAUUCGUGCUUCACGAAACGGACACAAGAUUCACAUUUGGAUGAGGGAGAGAGCGUGAUGUCAUGUUCGCAGUGUGUCUCGCACAGGUCGGCCGCUGAUUGCCCUCGAGAAGCAAUUGCCGCGCGACUGGAAUCGAAAGUGAAAUUGCGCGUCUCGGCAGCCUCCUCAGGAAUCGUAGCAGUAGGCCACGUGCCAUGAGACGUGCGGAAAACCGGAAGCAGCGCAACCACGAGGCAUGCCCAGGUACUUCGCGCUGCGAAACAUUUGGAACCGGACUAGAAGCCGCUUUUCGACAUGGGGCAAGAAGAUGGGAAAGAAAUGGGAUUCGAUGAAGCGGUCGGAUUCGAAAGAGCAGUUGGCUAUUGCAAUCCUGGCGUCGCCCAUCAAACAGCGCAAAAACAAACCUGGCAGUGCCAGCAAAUUGCGGGCUCGCAACACCGAGCCCCUCUCAUCGCCAGCAAUGCCGGAAAUACCCCGAAAUCCGCAAACUCCGCAAACGGAAAUCAGCAAACUGGUGGCUACUCCUAGACCGACGUUUCCGUAUUCUUUUAUAAAAACUUCGAGCAGUCGGCCGAAAUCCGUGGCUGGAACUCUGGUUUUGGAGGAUGCGGAUGUGGUCACGGAAAAAAGUGUUGCCGAGGUGCACGUUGAAUCAUCUGGUAUCCAGAAAAAGAAGCUGUCGUACGUGGAAGCGAGUGAUGAAAGAAUGGAUUUGGGGAUUGGGGAUGGACUUGAUGGCUCGAGUAUCCGUGGUGAUGUUCCAAGAGGAUCUUCGCUACUGCGGUUGAAGUCUAAGCUGGUGAAAAUGAACGACGGCGUGAGACUUCCACACAGAAGCUUCUCCAUGUCUUCUUUGCUUCAUUCCGUCGGGAAAAAAACUGCUAAUCAGCCUUCCAAGUCUUCAACUUUGACGGAUUUCGGCCGCAAGAUCAGUGCGCCCCCGACGCCAAAUCUUGCUUGCGGUGACAAAAACGGUACUUCUUCUUGGUCUUCUGGUUCCGACAAAGCCGAGGACAACCGAACGGAUGAGGAGAAGAUGGGAGAGUUCAAGUUGACUGAUAAUUUUAUCCGAUCAUACAUUGAAGAGCAACAUGCGCCGCCGACUCCAGCACCGAGAACUUCUCGUAGUGAAUCCCGAGUGACGAUCAAUGGAAUGAUGUUCUGUGACAGUCCGCAGAUGCGUAAUGGCGUAAAAAGCAGACAAGGGUUACCAUCACAGUUCUCCACCUUGCCCCCGACCCUUACAGCGUUGAACAAUAAACAAUUCAAGCUCCUGCGGCUCGUGAGAGAGCCAGGUACUCCGUUGGGAAUCUUCAUUACUUCUAAACCGCAUCCGGAAAAGGGUACGCAUGGGUACAUAAUUGCGUACAUCGAACCCGGUGGGCUAACUGACAGGGAUGGGAGGUUUCGGAUCGGCGACGAGAUCAUCAACGUUAACGGGAAAAGAUUGCGUGGAGUUACGCUGGAAGAAGCUCAGAAUUCUUUGCGGACAACGUCGAGGGAUGUAGACAUUGUGAUAGCGCGGGAUCUGAUGGAUUUGGAACAAAAUUCGGCCUGUUUCCCAGCAGCGGAAACUCCGCAGCCAUCUAUCGGAAGUCCUCGCAGACUGGACACUCGUUGCUCUUCUGUGAUGAGUCAUAAUUAUGAAGACAGUGUACUGUACCUUGGCGGAACCGGUGUCGAUACACCGACUGGCAUGGAGGCGUCGUGUCGCCGCAUGCGCAGACCUAACAGUCAACAGGGUGCAAAUGGCAGCCACCUGAGUCUGUGUGAAUCCACCGGUCGUGCUCUUCCGCGACGUCCUAAAUCUCUUUCACUGACAGUACUUGUCAUUUGCUACGAGAAGGGCGAAGGGAAGAAGACCCUGGGAUUCAGUAUUGUCGGUGGAAGAGACUCGCCAAAGGGUUGCAUGGGUAUCUUCGUGAAGACCAUCUUCCCGAAUGGCCAGGCUGCUGAGGAUGGCAAGCUGAAAGAAGGUGAUGAAAUCCUGUCAGUUAACGGCGCCACAUUGCAAGGAUGUUCACAUGCCGAAGCUAUCGGGAUCUUCAGGCAGAUCAAGAUGGGCAGUGUUGUAUUACAUGUUCGGCCUUCUUCCUUGUGUUGGAUAGCUUACUUGAAUGACGUUACUUUUCCCUCACCAGGAGAUAGCCACGGCUUUGAUUUCCAAAUGGGAAAGUCCUCUAAAGACAAGCGUGAUAUUUAUUACCGUCUUGCGAAAGAAGAAGGUUGGCGGGCACGCAGCGCGUUCAAGUUGAUGCAGAUAGAUGAGACGUUUGACAUCUUCAACGGUGUUACGAAGGUUGUAGAUUUGUGUGCUGCACCUGGAAGUUGGAGUCAAGUGAUAGCGAAAACGUUAACGCAACCCGAUGACCCUCCUGAGGAAGAAAAGCGCGUGAAAAUCGUAGCUGUUGAUUUGCAAGCAAUGGCUCCGAUCCCCGGAGUGGUACAAAUUCAAGGCGACAUCACGAAAGUGUCGACUGCUGAAGCAAUAAUAGCGCAUUUUUCCGGUCAAAAGGCGGACCUCGUAGUCUGUGAUGGUGCUCCGGACGUCACCGGUAUGCAUGAUAUGGACGAGUAUUUGCAGUCUCAAUUGCUUCUGGCUGCCCUGAACAUCACCACUCACGUCCUUAACGAGGGAGGCACGUUCGUUUGCAAAAUAUUUCGCUCGAAAAAUGUCACCCUCACGUGUUCGAAGUUGGCUGUUUUCUUCCCGUUCAUCAAGAUUGCGAAACCCCGAAGCUCACGAGUAUCAUCCAUUGAGUCAUUUGUUGUGUGCAAAGGGUACAAGCCACCGAAAGGAUAUGUUCCAGUUAUGUACAAUCCGCUUCUCGGCCCUGAUUACGAAGAGGUGGUGAAUCAACUGGAAGGCAUCAAUAGAUUCAUCGUCCCUUUCAUUGCCUGUGGUGAUCUAAGUGGAUUUGAUUCAGAAAAGAAUUAUCCGCUCCAGCUUGAAGGUUGCGAUACCUACACCCUUCGUAAACCGACACAACCACCGAUUCACCCCCCUUAUGAAGAAGCUUUGUCACGUUUUCCGGAAAAUCCGAGAAAUUUCGACGAAAGUCACGAAAGCGAUUAG
Notodromas monacha is the source of this 4559-nucleotide messenger RNA. NCBI's taxonomy places the organism in Eukaryota, Metazoa, Arthropoda, Ostracoda, Podocopida, Cyprididae. The record is from the annotation of a GenBank genome assembly.